CAAGAAACUACUCAAAUUGAGGUGGGAAGAGAGAUAUUUUGUCGGCUGGCGGAAGGAAGUAUAAGAAUGCUUUCGAGCCCUCUGAUCGACAUGCUCGCUCAAUCAGAUUGUCUCCUCGGCUGAUCAGCAGUUUCAUCUUCGCAACGAUGUUGUCCAAGAUUGCUCUAGCUUCGUCCAUCAUCCCCGUUGCUCUAGCCUGUCUCGGCUACGAGGGGGGUCUCCCCCAGCAUACCGCCCACUACUCGAACAGCUCCCCGAUCGAGAUUGCUGCUGGCGAAACUUUUGAUGCUGGCUGGGCCAAGUAUGACCGUGGUUCUGGCGCAUGCAGUAGCGGCGAGGGUGGAAAUGACGAUGCUGUCUUCAUCCUCCGCUCCGGUGCAACACUGAGGAAUGUUAUCAUUGGAAAAGAUCAGAAAGAGGGUGUCCACUGCGAGGGCCCUUGCACCCUGGAGUUUGUUUGGUUUGAGGACGUCUGCGAGGACGCUAUCACCGUUCGAGGUGACUCCGCUGGACAAGAGUCCUGGAUUAUUGGCGGCGGUGCUUACCACGCCAGCGACAAGGUUGUCCAGCACAAUGGCUGUGGCACCGUGAACAUCAUCAACUUCUACGCCGAAGACUACGGCAAGGUCUACCGCUCCUGCGGUAACUGCGACUCCCAGUGCAAGCGCAAUGUCUACGUUGAGGGCACUACCGCAUACGACGGUGGUGAAGUUGUCGGCAUUAACCUGAACUACGGCGACACCGCUACCUUGAAGAAUGUCUGCACCGACGCCGACCACCCCUGUGUUUUCUACGAUGGCUGCAGCAACGACUGCGAGCCGGAGAAGGUCGGAUACUGCUCUGGUUAAAUGCGUUGGCAAAUCCUUUGUUUGGCCAAUGUGAAGGGACCGGCGGGAAUAUUAUCGAUUGUAUGGAUGCUAGUUUGCCUAGCCUUAACCAAUUCACUUUUUUCUGAAGCGACGGGCAAAAUACCAUCCUAUUUUAUCCAUGAUACGAGGGGAAAUAGCAUCACGUGUGUAAUAGCCGUAAUACUGGGAUCUGUUGGCUGAUGACUGACGAUGAAAUCGCGGGGAAUGCUACAUUGCAUAAGACGUCACGGUGCUGCAUAAAGUUAAUUAUAGGUAUGGAAGGGCGUUUUCAUUGAUAGUCAGCACAAGGGAGCCCAAGAAGACUCGCGUGGGAAGCGUAAUCAAGCCAGGUUCAAUCCUGUUGGUUCGCGUGGCGAGGGAAGAUGAUGUUUCAGGCGCCC
Molecule: messenger RNA, 1249 nt
Organism: Aspergillus versicolor CBS 583.65
Lineage: Eukaryota; Fungi; Ascomycota; Eurotiomycetes; Eurotiales; Aspergillaceae
Product: pectate lyase
Exons: 3
Coding region: 147-848 (233 amino acids)
Biological process (GO): pectin catabolic process
Cellular component (GO): extracellular region
Molecular function (GO): pectate lyase activity
Source: RefSeq, a predicted model, not a curated record